AUGGCGAUCACUGCGAGAUCAGAGAAACGCUCUUCAGAGCAGGUCUUGAUUCAUUUCAUCAGUAAAAACGAUCGCUCAGCUUCUGCGAUUGUGAUCGGUAGGCAGGAUUCUAUCUAGGAUUUAUCAUUUGGGGGAGAAGUCCUGAGUGGCCGAAGGCGACAAGCCUCCUAGAGGGGUCCGCCCCCCCCCCGGAUGAAAUCUGGUGCAUUUUGAGACAAUUUUGAGAAGCUUUAUAGUGUGUGCACUAACCUCGCCGCGUCUUGAUGAUUUUUUCGAUAUAGUUACUUAUAUAAUGUAAUGAUAACAAUAUUUUUUGGGGGGGAGGCUGGGCAUUUUGGGGGGGAAGCUUUUACCCUUCAAAUACCCUAGAUAGAACCCUGGUAGGGUGCAGGCAAUGGCCAGAAGACGAUGGAUGUUUGGGAAAGCAUCUUCAUCGCAAGCGUCAAGUGCUAGUAAAAGAUUGUUUGGAAGCUCCCUAUCUGUUGACUGCCGGAGUGUUUUCCAUCUGCCUACCACAUUUCCAAGGGAUUUGGGAAAUGUAAUGUCUUUCUCCCAGAACAGCAUGCCUUCUACUUUA
Molecule: messenger RNA, 577 nt
Organism: Porites lobata
Lineage: Eukaryota; Metazoa; Cnidaria; Anthozoa; Scleractinia; Poritidae
Source: the annotation of a GenBank genome assembly